AUGGAGGAUGGCACGCUUCUGUUUCCUGUGACGGCGAGGAAGAUAGGAGACAACAAAGCUGUGUCCAUGAUCAUUUAUUCGAAGGACGACGGCAAAAAUUGGGUGCUUCCACAUGGGAUGCUCCCCGUACGGUGCACUGACCCCCUCAUCGUUGAGUGGGAGCAGGGGCAGCUUGUCAUGGUUGCCAAAUGCAAUUUUCUUUUAAUGGUGUUUGAGUCGAGGGACAUGGGGGCAACGUGGAGGGAGGCUGUCGGGACACUGACACGCGUGCAUCCCAGGGUUUUUCCGAACUCUUUGCAAACAACUGAGAGAGUGGAGUCCAUCACCACUGCGACCAUUGCUGGAAAGAAGGUCAUGCUGUACACUCAGAAAGGGAUUCUCCGUGAUGACCCGUUGCAAGCCACCGCGCUCUACCUUUGGGUCACUGACAACAACCGCACGUUUCACGUCGGGCCCAUUUCCAUGGACCCUUACACGACACCGACGUCUGGCAACACCCUGCUCUAUUCGAAAAAUGCGUUGUACUUUUUACAAGAGAGGGGCGCUUUCAGGGCAAGCAGCCUGUUUCUUGCUCGUCUAACGGAACAGCUGAAGACGAUCACGUCCGUCUUGGAGACUUGGGCAAAACUGGACUCCUACCUCUCCGAGUUGUCGGUGCCCACGGCCGGUCUGGUUGGAUUUUUGUCGGAUGCAUCGGGUGAAGGAACGUGGAACGACGCGUACCGUUGUGUGGGUGCAACUGUGAGGAAUGCAACGAAGGUCGAAAAUGGCUUUAAUUUCACGGGGUCGGAAUCAUACGCCAUGUGGCCCGUGAACAUGUGGACGCAUCACUACGUGCACAGGGUUGUGAAUUGCGGGUUCACGCUUGUGGCGACGGUGACGAUUCAUAAGGUUACGAAGGAGAGCGUUCCUCUGCUGGGUGCGGGCCUGGAGGACAAGGGAAACACGAAGUUUGUGGGGCUGUCGUACACGCCGGCGAACGAGUGGGGUACAGUCUUCGACGGUAUCACGAGAACAAUACACAACAGCACUUGGAGGCCGGGGAAGGAGUACAAAGUGGCGCUCAUGCUGCAGGGCAACAAGGGCUCCGUGUACGUGGACGGCGUGCUUGUGGGGAAUACUAACAAACUACCACCCCUUAAGUCACGGAGGCGUGAUAUCUCUCACUUUUACUUUGGUGGCGGCGAAAACAGCAGUGUGACAGUAAAGAACGUCUUUUUGUACAACCGCCGACUAAGUGAAGAUAAGCUCAAAGCAGUUGGCCAGUCUGAUGUAUCUCGGAAAAGUGCAGGUGGCAGCUCCGAUGGAUCCGAGCAACGUGCAGGUGACAGCUCCACGCGUGCGGAUGUGUCUCGGCUGCUACUUUUGCUGUUUGUGGGGCUA
This is a messenger RNA of Trypanosoma rangeli, 1383 nucleotides long. Its product is annotated as surface glycoprotein. Gene Ontology annotation, molecular function: exo-alpha-sialidase activity. The record is from RefSeq and is a predicted model, not a curated record. Gene Ontology annotation, biological process: oligosaccharide catabolic process; ganglioside catabolic process. The annotation marks the transcript as partial. The transcript has a single exon. Lineage: Eukaryota; Euglenozoa; Kinetoplastea; Trypanosomatida; Trypanosomatidae. Gene Ontology annotation, cellular component: cytoplasm; intracellular membrane-bounded organelle; membrane.